AAGAAGAGCAAAGAAAAACACCGGAUUUUGUGAAAAUCGUGCACAAAUUUUUGUUUAUUUUUGUUAACGUUAAAUAAAAGUUUAUAAAAUUAUUAAUUUUAAGAAAAUCAAACAGUAAACAUGACUUCGAUUAUUAAACUACACACCGUUUCAGGGGCAAUGGAUGAAACACCUCCCUGUUAUAUACUACAGAUUGAUGAAGUCAAAAUAAUGUUGGACUGUGGUUGGGAUGAAAAAUUUGAUGCCAACUUUAUCAAGGAAGUUAAAAGACACGUGCACACUAUCGAUGCUGUUUUAUUGACUCAUCCCGAUGUUUAUCAUUUGGGUGCUUUGCCUUACUUGGUGGGCAAGUUGGGUUUGAACUGUCCAAUUUAUUCUACUAUACCAGUGCAUAAAAUGGGUCAAAUGUUUAUGUAUGAUCUCUAUAUGUCUCACUUCAAUAUGUAUGAUUUUGAUUUAUUCUCUUUGGAUGAUGUGGAUGCAGCUUUUGAUAAAAUCAUUCAGCUGAAGUACAAUCAGAAAGUUUCCUUAAAGGGCAAGGGUUAUGGUAUAGCUAUAACACCUCUACCGGCUGGCCAUAUGAUUGGUGGUACUAUAUGGAAGAUUUUAAAAGUCGGAGAAGAAGAUAUUGUCUAUGCCACGGAUUUUAAUCACAAAAAGGAACGUCAUUUGAAUGGUUGUGAAUUGGAGAGACUACAAAGACCUUCUCUACUUAUAACGGAUGCAUUUAAUGCCUUGUAUCAACAGGCCAGACGUAGGGCGCGUGAUGAGAAGCUUAUGACCAAUAUUUUACAAACUUUGCGUGGUAAUGGCAAUGUACUAAUAGCAGUAGACACGGCUGGUCGUGUGCUGGAAUUGGCUCACAUGUUGGAUCAACUGUGGAAGAAUAAGGAGUCGGGUUUAAUGGCCUACUCUUUGGCCUUGCUUAAUAAUUUCUCCUACAAUGUCAUAGAGUUUGCUAAAUCCCAAAUCGAAUGGAUGAGUGAUAAACUGAUGAAAAGUUUUGAGGGUGCCCGCAACAACCCUUUUCAAUUCAAACAUAUGCAACUGUGUCACAGUCUGGCUGAGUUGGCUCAACUACCCGGACCCAAGGUUGUGUUGGCCAGUGAGUCAGAUAUGGAGAGUGGUUUUACCAGAGAUUUAUUUGUACAAUGGGCGGGUAAUCCCAAUAAUAGCAUAAUAUUUACCUCUAGAACCUCUCAAGGAACCUUGGCCAUGGAUUUAGUGGAAAAUCAUACGCCGGGUAGAAAAAUCGAAAUUGAUAUUAGACGUCGCAUAGAAUUAGAAGGUGCCGAACUGGAGGAAUAUUUGCGCAUACAGGGCGAAAAAGUCAACAGACUUAUAGUGAAACAGGAUACCGAAGAAGAAAGUAGUUCCGAUUCAGAGGAUGACAUAGAAAUGAGUAUUAUAACGGGAAAGCAUGAUAUUGUUAUAAGGCCAGAGGGUAGACAGCAUACAGGAUUCUUUAAAUCGAAUAAAAGGCAUCAUGUAAUGUUUCCCUUUCAAGAGGAGAAAAUAAAAUGUGAUGAAUAUGGAGAGAUUGUAAAUUUGGAAGAGUAUCGCAUAGCCGAUGUGGCAUACGACAAUCUCAUGGAUGAAAAUAAAGAUAAUGUAAAAAAAGAGGAAAUAAAAGGCGAAAAAACUGAGGAUGAGGUGCAAUUACUGGAGAAACCCACCAAAUGUAUAAGUCAACGUAAAACUAUAGAAAUAAAUGCCCAAAUCCAACGGAUAGACUUUGAGGGACGCUCUGAUGGUGAAUCAAUGCUAAAAAUCUUAUCACAAUUGAGACCGCGUCGUGUUAUAGUUGUGCAUGGUACGGAGGAAGCAACCCAAGCGGUAGCUAAGCAUUGUGAACAGAAUAUAGGAGCUAGAGUUUUUACGCCUCACAAGGGAGAAACCAUUGAUGCUACCACGGAAACCCACAUUUAUCAAGUUCGUCUCACUGAAGGCUUAGUUGCUCAACUACAAUUCCAAAAGGGCAAAGAUGCCGAAGUGGCCUGGAUAGAUGCUCGCAUUGGUGUACGCACUCAAGCUAUUGAAUCGUCCAAUACGUUACAAAAUAAUGCCGCCGAUAAUGAUGUCACUGAAACGGGCAGUAGUGAUGAAAAGACUCUUACUUUAGAGUCUUUGGAUAAUGAUGAUAUACCCGUACACAAUUCAGUUUUGAUUAACGAGCUAAAACUAUCGGACUUCAAACAAAUCCUAAUGCGAAAUAAUAUUAAUUCGGAAUUUUCUGGCGGUGUUUUGUGGUGCUGCAAUGGCUCUUUAGCCCUUAGACGUUUGGACACUGGCAAGGUGACCAUGGAGGGUCAUUUGUCGGAUGAAUAUUACAAGAUACGUGAAUUGUUGUAUGAGCAGUAUGCCAUUGUUUAAUUAAAUGGAAGUUAAAACAAACAAAAAAGUGAAAA
Molecule: messenger RNA, 2408 nt
Organism: Calliphora vicina (urban bluebottle blowfly)
Lineage: Eukaryota; Metazoa; Arthropoda; Insecta; Diptera; Calliphoridae
Gene: CPSF2
Product: cleavage and polyadenylation specificity factor subunit 2
Exons: 5
Coding region: 121-2373 (750 amino acids)
Biological process (GO): mRNA 3'-end processing by stem-loop binding and cleavage
Cellular component (GO): mRNA cleavage and polyadenylation specificity factor complex
Molecular function (GO): RNA binding
Source: RefSeq, a predicted model, not a curated record